CGCAAGUUGACCAUGAAGAUUUUUACUCUCGCAUCCGUGCUCGUACCAGUGUACGCCAAGAUCACGAGCUCGGCGCUGCGUGCUAUCGAGCAAGAUGCGACGUUUACGGCCUUUAUCACGUUCAAGUCGACGCCCGCCGCCGAAACGGAGAGUGCCGCAGUGAAGGGGCUCGAGCGUCGCCAGGUGCUUUUCGACGAGGCGUCCACGGCGGCUUCCGGGCGCAAGCAGACGCUGGCUGAGAUCGUCGGUGACCGCAAGGUCAAGGCGUUCUGGAUCACGAAUGCGGCCACGGUCGAGAAGGUUGACCGCGCACUCGCCGACAAGAUCGCCAAGCUCGACAAUGUUCUCAAGGUCGACGUGGUCAAGACGAUCCAGCUCAGCCCGGUCCUCACCAAGAAGAACGACGGUGCAGAGAACUCGCCUGUUGACAACUCGCGCCCGACCGGCAUCCAGUGGGGCGUCACGACGAUUGGCGCCACCGACGUCUGGAAGACCACCAAGGGUGAAGGCAUCAUCAUCGGCUCGAUCGACACGGGUGUCCGCCACACCCAUGAAUCCAUCAAGUCCAAGUAUCGCGAGGCCAAGGGCUGGUACGACCCGUACCUCCAGACGGCGGUGCCGGAAGAUCUCAACGGCCACGGUACCCACACGAUCGGUACCAUGGUCGGCGACUAUGGUAUCGGCGUUGCUCCCAACGCCCAGUUCAUUGCCUGCCGCGGCUUGUAUGUGGGGGGUGGCACGAACGCGGCCUUGAUCGAGUGCGCCGAGUUUAUGAUGUGCCCGACCGAGACGGACGGGUCGCGCCCCGACUGCAAGAAGGGCGCCAACGUCGUCAACAACUCGUGGGGCAGUGACGCGAGCACUGACCCGUGGUACCAAGACAUUGUUGACGCGUGGCACAAGGCCGGUAUCACGCCCAUCUUUGCUAACGGCAACGACGGCCCCGCCUGCGCGACGGCCGGCAACCCGGCAAACUACCCCAACGUCAUCUCGGUCGGUGCCAUCGGGUCGUACGACGACGACCCGACGCAGCUUGCGUACUUUUCGUCCAAGGGCCCGGCGCAGUUCGUCGACCGCUUGAACCAGGUGCACACGAUCGUCAAGCCCGAUGUCUCGGCGCCCGGCUUCUUUACGUACUCGGCCAUCAACUCGAGUGAUACGUUCUACGACUACAAGGCGGGUACGUCGAUGGCAGCGCCGCACGUCGCCGGCGUCGUCGCUCUCCUCAAGUCGGUGCAAAAAGAUCUGACGUACGACGAGAUUUACCACUACCUCACGACGACGACGGAGCAGUCGAUUCUGCAGGCCGAACCAGAGAAGUGGCUCCUCACGCGCAACCGCACGCUUCCGGGCGCGCCCAACUGCGGCGGUGUCGACGACAAGGUGUGGCCCAACAACCGGUACGGUUACGGUCGUGUCAACGUCGCCAAGAUCGUCAAGGACGGCAAGCUCCCGGUACCACCGCCGGCUCCGACGCCAGCGCCUCUCAAGCCAUCUGCCACCAACUCGCUCUGCAACUACAAGCACAACGUCCUCUCUGAGUGGAACGGCCAGCUCUUUGUUGACACGGAGAAGAAGAACUUGAACGAAAAGUUCUGGUACAACUUUGACGACAAGUCGAUCCAGUCGCAGACCAAGAAUACGACGUGCCUCGAUGUCUUCCAGGACGUUCAGGGCAAAAACCAGGUGCGCCUCUACACGUGCACGGGCAGCUCGACGCAAAAGUGGGACUUUGAGCCCAACUCACACAGCCUCCGCCACUUGACGGUGCGCAACCUCUGCCUCGAGUCGGCCCACCUCACACCCGGCGCUGCGCCGUUCGUCGCCGACUGCACGGGUGGUGUCAGCCAGUGGUUCACCAAGUGCCAAGACGCGCCGGCUGCCAAGAGCUACGUCAAGCUCGUCACCAAGGACCAGAAGGUUUUCUCCGAGUUUUACUCGGGCGUCUACGCCAACUGGGUCUCGGACUCGGCCAACGAGCUCUUCACGUACGACAACAACGCCAAGACGCUCCAGGUGGCUACCAACGGCGAGUGCCUCGACGCCUUCCGUGACGGCGACAAGUUUGGCCUUCACACGUACGCCUGCGACGCUACCAACGGCAACCAGAAGUGGAUCAUCGAUGCCGGCAACCACAAGAUCAAGCACGCGACGCACAACAACUUGUGCUUGGACGUCGACCCGACCAACCCGAGUCAUGCGGCGCAGGUGUGGGAGUGCCACAAUGCCAACACCAACCAGUGGAUCGAUGUCGUCCAGUACUAAGUCGGUACGUUUUCGCGCCUCGGAAGCAGCCCCACAGUGAGCGCCUGACACUAAGGUCAACAUGAACUGUAUGCAAACGCUCUUGUUGGACGUUAAUGUUAGCACGUGGUAUCACAAAAGGUUUGUUUGGUUG
Saprolegnia diclina VS20 is the source of this 2398-nucleotide messenger RNA. RefSeq lists its product as hypothetical. The coding region runs from base 13 to 2265 and encodes 750 amino acids. Gene Ontology annotation, molecular function: serine-type endopeptidase activity. Gene Ontology annotation, biological process: proteolysis. The transcript has a single exon. Lineage: Eukaryota; Oomycota; Saprolegniomycetes; Saprolegniales; Saprolegniaceae. The record is from RefSeq and is a predicted model, not a curated record.